Messenger RNA from Triticum aestivum (bread wheat), 1494 nucleotides. Its product is annotated as putative disease resistance protein RGA1. NCBI's taxonomy places the organism in Eukaryota, Viridiplantae, Streptophyta, Magnoliopsida, Poales, Poaceae. The coding region runs from base 1 to 1494 and encodes 497 amino acids. The record is from RefSeq and is a predicted model, not a curated record. Gene Ontology annotation, molecular function: ADP binding. The transcript has 7 exons.
AUGCCAGGGAAUUUACGAGACUAUGAGAUCAUGUUGUUGCAGAUGGCAGAUGUGCCCCCGUGUCCUACAAUUGGUCCCAAGAGCACAGAGUCUAAUGUGUUGGAGAUGAUGAUAGCUGAACUGGAAAAUAUAACAAAUAAAGGCGAACAUUGCAAUUUCAUGCUGAGAGAUAGCUUUAACAAUAAUGUUCCGCAUGCUCCUGACAGGGAAACAACAUCAGAUGUGGAAGAGGCAUUAAUCAUCGGGAGGGCUGAAGAAAAAAGGAAAAUACUGUCUAUUUUGUGUGAGGCGAUCACUACUUUUAGUCAAAAUGCUAUAUUGCCUUUAUAUGGCAUUGGAGGCAUCGGCAAGACAACCUUGGCACAAUUGGUAUUUAAUGACCCACAGUUCCAAGACUACUCUCAGGUGUGGGUACAUGUUUCCGAAAUGCUGAAUUUGAAUAAAGUUGGGAACUCUAUAAUUUCACAGUUAACAGAUGAGACUAGCCGGAUAGCUGACAAGCAGAUGCUGCAUAAUCGGCUUAGAAAACAAUUUACUGGUAAGAGUAUCCUUAUUGUUUUAGAUGACAUGUGGGAGGAGGAUCCAGAUAAUUUAAAUGAUUUGAUGACUAUGCUAAAGCUUGGGACCCGAAGAAAGGUGAUUGUUAUAGUGACUACACGUGAUGAAGCCAUUGCAAAGAUAAUUUGUGGUCCUACAGUUACACCAUACAAGCUGGAAAUUUUGACGGAUGAUAUGUGUUGGACUAUAAUAAAACAAAAAACUGGCUUUAAAGACCGAGUUGACAAAAAACAAUUGGAGGGUAUAGGAAUGGAGAUUGCAAUCAAGUGUGGAGGUGUGGCCUUGGCGGCUCACUCACUUGGUUACAUGCUGAGGGAGAUGAUGUCUGAUCAAUGGGAGUCACUCUGCGAGAAUUAUGUCACGCAACUUCUGGGGAUGUCCUUCCUUCAAUAUUCAAAGACACCUUUGAGCGAUAGGAAGCAUGACAAAGAUGCUACAUUGUUCACGAUGCAUGACCUAGUGCAUGAUCUCACAAAAGAGAUCUUGUCCCAUCAAAUUAACACUGAGGGAAACAAAUGCCGAUAUGCAUUGCUCACAGAUUGUAGCAGCUCACUGCAGUUGUCUGUGGCUUUUCCUGCAAAUAUAAAGGCACUACAUUUUCGGGACUGUGGCAAACAAGAACUUUGUGGUGAUGCAUUUUCACCAGCUAAGUGCCUCUGUGUCUUGGAUUUAAGUGAAUGCUUUAUUCAGAAGUUACCUGAUUGUAUUGGUCAACUGAAGCAGCUGAGGCUCCUGUAUGCUCCACGGAUACAAGAUAAGAUGAUUCCCAAUUGUAUCACCGAGCUCUCAGAGUUAAAUUAUCUCGACCUUAGAGGCUCUAAGAAAAUCUCAGCAUUGCCCGAGUUAAUUGGUGAUAUGAAAGCUCUGGUGCAUCUUGAUUUAUCAUAUUGCUAUGAAAUUUGUAAACUACCAGUAUCCUUCGCGGAGCUGAAGUAA